AUGUGGGUCCUAAUCCUUGGCUACCUCUUUCUAAGCACGUCCCAAGCCUGUAUCUUCUGCCGCCUUCCUUCUAGACACCUUUCUGCACGUCUGGCUCAUCUCUGCGACCAGAUAAGUUCAGAGUGGGGAGACUGUAAAACCAGCUGGAACUUCUCAACCUUUGCCUUAGAUGAUGUGUCCAUGGAUAGAAUUACAGAGAAGACACACAGGGUCAUGACGGUCCUUGAAAUCAAAGGUUCCCUGUUUUCCCUUCCCUCCUAUUGGCAAUGGCUUCAGGAGACUAAACUUCCUGAAUAUGUGAGGCAAGCUCUGUGCCCUCCUGCCUGCCGUGGAAGGACUACCCUGUACAACUGCUCUACAUGCAAAGCUUUUGAGGUUCAUUGCUGGGCUCUCAAGCGUUGCUUCCCAGGACAACAGGACCUAAGGGAAGCCAGGAUCCUGCUCCUUUCUCUUUCAGCUGCCUCAUUAAUUCUAGGUUUCAUCAGCUGUAUAGUAGAGUCCAGAUCCCUCCUUGCAGAGUGA
Molecule: messenger RNA, 522 nt
Organism: Trichosurus vulpecula (common brushtail)
Lineage: Eukaryota; Metazoa; Chordata; Mammalia; Diprotodontia; Phalangeridae
Gene: TMEM95
Product: transmembrane protein 95
Exons: 7
Coding region: 1-522 (173 amino acids)
Biological process (GO): fusion of sperm to egg plasma membrane involved in single fertilization
Cellular component (GO): acrosomal membrane; sperm plasma membrane
Source: RefSeq, a predicted model, not a curated record